This is a messenger RNA of Solanum lycopersicum (tomato), 744 nucleotides long. NCBI's taxonomy places the organism in Eukaryota, Viridiplantae, Streptophyta, Magnoliopsida, Solanales, Solanaceae. The record is from RefSeq and is a predicted model, not a curated record.
AUGGAACAAGUUCACAAAUAUCAGAACUUGAUUGGUGAUGUUCUCAACGCGGACAUGAAGAUAUGUGAGAUAUUUCAGGUUAAUAUUCUUCUUGAAAAAUAUCCACCAUCUUGGAGUGAUUAUAGAAAUCAAUUAAAACAUAAGAAAAAGAAUUUAAACCUUCAAGAACUUAUCAGUCACAUGAGGAUUGAAGAGGCGAACCAUCUCAAAGAUAACAUGGAAAAACUUUCUCUUAAUUCUUCUAAAGCCAAUCUUGUAGAAUCUUCUGGUACUGUUGUGAAAGACAGGUUUAAAGGCAAACAAGAGAAAGUCUCGAAAAAAGAAUUUAUGAAGAAGAAAAUUCAAUUCAAUAAGCCGAAGAGUCAAAUUCAAAAAUUUAAGGGCUCUUGUGUUGUUUGUGGAAAAGUUGGUCAUAGAGCUGCCAGGUACUAUCAAAGAAAAGGGCAAGACUCAAAGAAGGAAAGACAAAGUGAUGUACAAGCCAAUCUUGCUGAAGACUGGGUAACUGACAAUGAUGAAGUUAGCUCCACCAUUGGCUAUGUUUUCACUUUGGGUGUUGGCGCUAUUUCGUGGAAGUCUUCUAAACAGACUUGUAUAACACAUUCUACCAUUGAAUUAGAAUUCAUUGCUCUCGAGUUGGCAGGGAAAGAAGUUGAAUGGAUGAGAAAUCUUUUGGCAGAUAUGCCUUUGUGGGGAAGACAAACUUCAAUAGUUUCUCUUACUGUUGUGACUCACAAGCAGUAA